AUGGAGGUGCAGCCGGUUGAGGAGGAGGAGGAAGACGUCGUUGGGCCAGACGGUCACCUCGGCUACCAUCACGUGGUGGCCCUGGCCCAUGCCCUCGUGGAGCUGCGUCACCACGCCUUCGUCACACAGCGUCAAUCCAGAGAGGUGGUCGCUCUCUGGGACAAGCUGGCGGACCGUGACAAGGCGUCGGUGACCUUCCCCCCCCGCCACCAGGACAAGCUGGUCAAAGGCCGCUUUAAGACCAGCAACAGGCACGCUCACACGCCAGGGGUGGACAGUGUGAAGCGUGUCGUCCUGGGUCAGGGGGCGGGAGCGGCACAGUCUCCUAAAGCCAGCAGGCUUGUCGAAGCCAUCAUGCUGGAGCUGUGCCGCGCACACAGCCACGAGGGCACGACGCUCGCCGGGGUCCGCAUCAACCGCUGGGGUGCCGUCAUGAGGGACUAUAAACAGAUCCAGGACAACGUGGUCAACUAUCCUGCCCUCAUGGCGAGCACCCGGAUCCAGUUGUUUGAUGUAAAUCAGCGGACCCUGUCGAUGUGGCACAACCAGAGGAGCAAGGCGAUGAUGCGGGACACCAUCGCCAUCGCAGUCCCAGGGCCCAGCGCUCCCCAGACUGCAGCGGAGCCCCUGCCUGCCCCACGGACUCUGCUGCAGCAGCCCCAACAGCCAGACCAGCCCCUCCAGCACCGCCUGCCCGCGGACGCCUCUGGUCUGGCUGCCAACAUCCGGGGGCCGCUGGCCCCUGAGCUGUAUGACAUCAUCGCCGCCCUCCAAAGUGCCACAUCCUCCUCCUCCUCAGCCAUGGACACCACCCCGUCCGCCAUGGACACCACCCCGUCCACCACUGACACGCAGGCUCCCUCGUCCAGCAUCGCCGCAGCCACUGCUCCAGCCGCCGCUCCAGCAAUCGCCAUCGCUGGAGCCAUCCCCCGCUCUACUGCCUGGAGGCACAAGAUCCAGGCAGAGCAGGAGCGUCGUGCCCGGGAGGAAGGGCUCUUCCUCAAGCCCUUCAAAAAGGUCUCCCGAUUUCAGUGCAGGCGCUGUGGCCAGCCGAAGACCCGGGAGUACGGCCACAGCCGCUACAAACGGGAGACCUUUUGCGCCCGGGCCGACGGGGGAACAGUGGAGCAGUGGCUCCAAGAACUAAAGCGGCGAGAGCGCGAGGGGCCACUCCCACCACCCUGA
This is a messenger RNA of Alosa alosa (allis shad), 1185 nucleotides long. RefSeq lists its product as uncharacterized. The transcript has 4 exons. The record is from RefSeq and is a predicted model, not a curated record. Lineage: Eukaryota; Metazoa; Chordata; Actinopteri; Clupeiformes; Clupeidae. The coding region runs from base 1 to 1185 and encodes 394 amino acids.